AUGGAGCGGGCUCAAUUCGGUGGAACGUCAAAUGUCAUGAAUAACGAAGUCUCUUAUGGAAAUAUGGGGAGGUUAAGUGGGGCAACAAUUGAAGAGGAUGAAAUAAGCAAUGACUCGGAUAAUCCAGUUGAUAACAUGCAAUUUGUUACCCAAGAUGUCGAAGAUAAUCCGGAAUGGCCUGAUGAGGCUUACGUUAAUAAUGACUACGUUGAGUAUGAAGAACCACCCCCCGACGAGUUUGAAGAUGAUGAGUGGAUUCGUUCUUCCACAGUAAAAGAUAUGUGCAUCGGUGAAAGUUCAACUCGUAGAGGAGAUGAUGACGCCCCCUUUAAAGUUGGUGAUUUAUUCGAGACUAAAGACCAAUUGGUUGAUGCUAUUCGUGAAUACUCUUUCGAAAAGAAUUUCAAGUUCAAGCAAAUUAAAAGCAAUCGCACAAGUUAUGAUGCAAUAUGUUUUAUGAACACACAAAGAACAGGUCUGACCGAGGGAAAUGAAGCUGAUUACUCAUGUCCUUGGAAGUUAUAUGCAUUUGCAGGAAAGAAACACAAUUUUCAAUUUAGGAUCAGUGAAUACUGCGGUGUUCACACAUGUGUCAAUCCAAUAUUAGAGCAAGAUCACAGUGGUGCAUCUGCCUCUUACAUAGCGCGGUUGAUUAUGCCAAAAUUAAGGAAGAAGCUUGAUCUAACGCCCGAUAAUAUAAUUGAGAAAGUGCUUGAUACCAAGUUCAUUAAAAUCUCGUAUAUUAAAGCAUGGAAUGCAAGAAGAAUUGCGAUGACAAAAAUAUUUGGUGAUUGGGACAAGUCUUACGCGACACUAGCUCAAUAUCUUGAUGCGAUCAAAAGAAGUAAUCCUGGAUCUGAAUACAAACUCAUAACCAAAGAGAUCGAUCCGGGAGUUCAUCAAUUCACCUCCGUUUUUUGGGUAUUUGGGCCUUCUAUUGAGGGGUUUAAAUUUUGUCGGCCUAUUCUUAGCAUUGAUGGCACACACUUAUACGGUAAAUACAAGGUUAUGGAGGCGGGUCCAUUGACACGUGAUGUUCUUUAUGACCAAGAGUGCCACCGAUCCGCGAAGAUAGCCGCUGGGGAGGCCCCGAGUAUUACUAUUGUCGAUCAUACCCGUGCACAUUCUAGCUGGGAGUUGACGGAUCCACAGAUACAAUAUUAUGUGCGUCAAGCCGGCUUUUUUGAGUGUUCACAAAUUAAAUGGGUAAGACUUGAUUGGGCACUUUUGACGGCAUUGGUUGAACGAUGGAGGCCCGAGACAAAUACUUUCCAUCUGCGCCAAGGAGAGGCGACGAUUACCUUACAGGAUGUUGGGGUUAUACUUGGCCUCAGAGUAGAUGGUGAUGCAGUGACGGGCACCGAUGACUUCCACUAUGGCACUACGUGUGAAGAAUUGUUGGGUCACUGUCCUACAAUGAAGGGGGGAAAGAUCAAACUCGAAUGGUUAAGGAAUAACUUUCAGAAUGUACCGAUCGAUGCGACUGAUGAGAUCAUUAAGCGCUAUGCCCGUGCAUAUAUUUUACAUAUGAUCGGUACUAUUCUGUUUCCGGAUUCCACUAAGGAUUCCGUGCACGUGAGAUGGUUACCGCUUCUUGGGGACCUAGAAGAGUGUGGAGAGUUAUCUUGGGGGAGUGCAGUGUUAGCCUACUUGUAUAGAGAGAUGACGAAAAUAGCACUCGUACAAAAUAAAGAAUUGAAGGGCUGCCUCACUUUGCUGCAGAUAUGGUCAUGGGAGCGAUUGCAUAUGGGAACACCUGAUUUGAGGGAGGCCCGCGCUCUCGAUGGCCAUAUUCCGUUAGGCUGCAGAUGGAAUGUGUCCAGAUCUUGGCAAACCUCUCCAAAGGGGCAUGAAAACUUUUACAGAAAUGAGCUUGAUCAGAUGGAGGAUGAACAGGUCAAAUGGAUACCCUACGAGCUAGUGUGA
Asparagus officinalis (garden asparagus) is the source of this 1926-nucleotide messenger RNA. RefSeq lists its product as uncharacterized. Lineage: Eukaryota; Viridiplantae; Streptophyta; Magnoliopsida; Asparagales; Asparagaceae. The coding region runs from base 1 to 1926 and encodes 641 amino acids. The record is from RefSeq and is a predicted model, not a curated record. Gene Ontology annotation, biological process: meristem development; meristem maintenance. The transcript is spliced from 6 exons.